AUGACUCCUGAGUGCUGCUCCGACGAUGUCGACUCGAACGCCGACUCAGACCCCGCCGUCGACGACUCCGAAGCCAGCUCCUCCGAUGGCGGCGAAGAAGCCAUGGAUCGACUGCGCCAAGUCGUCAACCUCCUCGAAAAUUGUGCACCCAACCAUCUACAGCUGGAGUAUGACACAAUGCAAGCCAAACGUUAAGCGAUCAUGUCGUCGAACCGCCUCUGGUCGGCGGAAGAGAAAGCCGACUACGGCAGUGGCCGCUGAUUCUUGGCAACCGAAAGAAAGCAGACGAAUGUAAGCUCAAGGACACCAGACCAAUUCUCAAGCUUCCUUUGUACAUAGACACCGAAGUAUGUCGGUGGUGGUUCCAGGCAUAAGCAGUCAUUGGUGGCUAGUCGAAGUUGCCGAGUGGAAAGCAGAAUUGACACCAUUUUUCCUCAACAAUCCCCCUCCUAUCCUUCAUUGAACCAACCGGAACAGGAGCAUGAAUGGACAGCGUGCAAAUAGGAACGUUGUGUCGCCGUAGUAGAAAUUCGUCACGGUGCUCCAUCGAUCUCUUUCUUUCAGCAUCCGGCGAAUCACAUGGCAUUGAUCGAAUAGCACCCGCGGAUCGGCGAAAAAAUUUGCAAUCCACUUGGAAUAAAUCACGCAAAGAAGUGCUUCGCAUAUUGCACCAGUGCUCGGGCGCUUGCAUGCGCUACACUUGAGACGAUGGGAAAAUAUACUAAAAUGUGCGGCCGAAGGACAAAGAUAUCGAGCGCGAAUGCUCUUCACACUUGAAGGUGAGUUGGCCAAAACCUCAGACUCAGAGAUUCUUCGUUUGCUGUCUUUGGGUUCGUGGCUUUUGCGCAUGCGCUGACAACCAUUUCGUUCCCGCACUCUGCUUUGUAAGAUUAUGAUUCCAGCCAGCAAUGUCUCGGUCGCCUUGAUCUACAGACUUGGCGACCAUGAGGGCCGGGUGACUCUAGAAUCGGUCAGGAAACCGGCCACGGUUAUGCGGACUAUCGCUCGUCAGAUAGUGCUUCGUUGUGGGUGCUUCGUUGUGGCAGCACCCGUAGCACUGCGUUGCAAGGUGAAUCACAAUCAUCAUGAUGUGUCCAAGAGAAAGCUGUACUUGUCUGCUGAUCGCAUCGCUGAGUCGGGUUCGUUCACAAUUUACGCGAGAAGGUGUUGUCCGACUAUUGCAAGAAGUGGGAGAAGAUCCACCGGGUCACUCGCCAUCCUAACCGGGCGAUUUAGGCCAGCAAAUCAAAAGACACGCGUACGUGUUGGACGUUGUUAUACAUACUCGCUUGCGGUGUGACAUGGAGUCGGAAGCAAACUCUGACCCCCCCCCCCCUCCCCUCGGUUUGACGGAGGGGACUGGAGCUCCUCCUCCAGCUCCUCCUCCGCUUUGCGGUCAGUCAUUCUACUGUUGAUCUCAAUGAACUGAUCUUAAAGUUGCUUUAUAUUGAGGCUGACACUCAUGUGUAUGCAGAAUCUGUCCCACUCGCGCUCAGGGAGAGUUUGCUGGAGCUCGAAGUAAAACCCCUGGGAUCGCCCAAGGUUGAAAUUUUGGCGCCUACCCCCGUCCUAAUUGAUCCUUCCAUCAGCACGAUGGACACCUCUCAUUCCAAUUUCGAUCCUCAACGUACCAUUCCGUUGGUUUCGCGAAACCCACGAAGCUCCUCAGCACCGUCAAGCACAACAAUUGGUCUGAUGCCAGCUACGCCACCAAUGAGACGCCAAAGGGUCGUAAAAGGUCGACCCUACUCCCUCCCUGCCGGUGUCCGAGCCACUCGAGGUCGUUGGUUCCUUGUCAAGGUAUCAAAGACGUACACUAGCCGCCCGGUCAACUAUCCUUAUAUCCGCAAGCGCCCAAGUCCUUGCCAAUCGAAGCGCAAGAGGGAAGAACCCUCUUUCCAAGCUGCGCGGUUUUGCUCAAGCCUUGCACUCAAUGUCGGGCUCGCAAGACAAAUUUAAUGUUGAAGUCACUUGCUCAAGGUAUAGGCUCUUCCCAAAUUGCAGCGGAUCCAUGUCACCAGAACACUCACACUCACAUUGGUCAUGGUUUAGUGACUCCUUGAGCAGCUGCAAGAAGAGGAGUGAGAUCGUCGAUCCUAAGCCGUGUCAUGAUGAGUAG
Molecule: messenger RNA, 2119 nt
Organism: Microbotryum saponariae
Lineage: Eukaryota; Fungi; Basidiomycota; Microbotryomycetes; Microbotryales; Microbotryaceae
Source: the annotation of a GenBank genome assembly